Closterium sp. Naga37s-1 is the source of this 4395-nucleotide messenger RNA. NCBI's taxonomy places the organism in Eukaryota, Viridiplantae, Streptophyta, Zygnematophyceae, Desmidiales, Closteriaceae. The record is from the annotation of a GenBank genome assembly.
AUGCCUCCUCUGUCCGAUAUCUUCACGAAGCUUCUCAGAAAGGCCAUGGCGGCAGGGAAGGUGCCUCUAGACUGGCUGCACCACCCUCUCUCUCCCGUGCUGCCCGCGCUGGUGCUUAUAGCGGGGGCCAUCUGGCUGCUGGCGCCGCUGGUGAGGCUGUGCAGGAAGGUGAUUAAAAAGAGCGACGCCAAUUGGGAGGAAUCGCGGUCUCGCCACGUGAUGGUGUCGUAUUUGCGCCCGCUCAUCCUCUGGGGCUGUGUGCUCGUGCUCUGCGGAAGACUGCUUUGCCUUGUACCUCCAAACUCCCUGCACCCUCUUCCUCCGCACUCCUCCCCUUCCUCCCCCCAAACCCCCCUCUCCCUCUACCCGCGCAGCUGCUUCCAGCCAUUCUCAAUGCCCACGGAGGCGGGGCAGCUGAUCAAGGACCGUUUUGUCAACUUCCUGCGCUCGCUCUCCACUGUGCUUGUCUUUGCCUUCUGCACCGCCAACCUAACUCGGCAGAUACAGAAGAUGAUGGAGAAGCAGAGCAACAAGGAGGAGACCCGAAAUGUGGGAGUGCAGUUCGUGGGCAACACGGUCUACACGCUCGUGUGGGUGGCGGCGGUGUUUCUUUUUAUGGAGCUGCUGGGAUUCUCCACUCAGAAGUGGAUCACCGCUGGAGGGCUGGGGACCGUGGUGGUGACCCUGGCAGCUAGAGAGAUUGUCACCAACUUUCUCUCCUCCAUCAUGAUCCAUGCCGCUCGCCCCUUCAUGGUCAACGAGUGGAUUGUGUGCCGCAUCGACGGCCAGGAGAUCUCGGGGACUGUGGAGCACGUGGGGUGGUGGGAGCCGACUCUAGUGCGCGGUGACGACAGGGAGGCGAUUCACAUUCCGAACCACAAGUUCAGCGUGAUUGUCAUCCGCAACAUGAGCACGCGCAACCACUGGCGCAUCAAGAUCUACUUUGGCGUCUGCCAUCUAGAUAUCAACAAACUGCCGGACAUCCUGGUGGCAAUGCGCAAGUUCAUAGGCAAGCACCCCAUGCUGGAGCAGCGCCAUCUGCACCGACGUGUGUUUGUGGAGCGCAUCGAUGAGCAGCUGCAAGCCAUCAUGGUCAUGUGCUCAUGCUUUGUCAAGACGCCCUAUUUCGAGGAGUACCUGCGAGUGAAGGAGAACGUCGUUCUAGAGAUGUACAAGAUCAUUCUCGACCAUGGGGCGCGCCUGGCCACGCCCAUCCGCUCAGUGCAGCGGCUGUACGACGAGGGCGAGGUGGCACGGGGAGGGUAUGGUGACGAGGACGAGUUUGACGAGGAGGAAGAGGAGGAGGACUACGAGGAGGAGGAGGAGGAGGAAAUGCGGCCCCCCGCGCUGCUCGUCGCUGCUGGGCUGGGCGUCGCUGGUUCUGGAUCGGUUGGGGGCGCGGGAGGGGGCGGGGGCGGGGGUGGGGGUGGGGGUGUGGGAGGGGGUGUAGGAGGAGGGGGACGAGGGGGGUCGGGAGGAGGAGCAGCAGGGGGAGGAGGGGCUGGUGGGGCUGCGAGGGCGCCUGAGAAUGGGGCGAGAGUAGGGGCAGGGGCGGGGGCAGGGGCAGGGAUAGGGGCAGGGGCAGGGGGAGGAGUGCUAGUAGGAGCUGGGAAUGGGGUAGGCACGGGAGUGGGAGCAGGUGUGGGGGCAGGUGUGGGGACAGGUGUGGGGGCAACAGCAGGGGCAGCAGGACCGGCAGCAGCAGCAGGGGCAGCAGGGCAGGGAGGAGGGGAGGUGAAUGGGCAUGCGAGUGUGGGGCCCAAUGGAGGUGCAAAGAGAGGCGUGAGUGGGAAUGGUGUGCCUGGUGGUGCAGGCGAUGCAGGUGCUGCUAAUGGUGGCCUGCAUCACUCUCCUUCUCCUUCUGCUGCUGCUGCUGCUGCUGCUGCUGCUGCUGGUAGUGGUGGUGGUGCUGCUGCUGGUGGUGUUGGCACAGCUGCCAGUAGUGCUGGUGUUGCUCCCCCCGCCACUACACAUGCAGCUGCUCCCCCAUCCUCCUACCCCCCUCUCCCUCCUUCCCCUCCUCAGUCCUCGCCUACACCCUCCUUCUCUCCUCCCCAAAUCUCCUCUCCUCCGCCUCCCACAUCACCUCCCAUGCAGCAAUCCACGUCACCUCCCAUGCAGCAAUCCAUGUCACCUCCCAUGCAGCAAUCCACGUCACCUCCCAUGCAGCAAUCCAUGUCACCUCCCAUGCAGCAAUCCACGUCACCUCCCAUGCAGCAAUCCACGUCAUCAUCCACACAGCCCUUCAUCCCUCCUACUCCUCCUCCUGGCCCCCCAUCAGCCCCUCCCCAUGUCCCCCUUUCCUCACGCCCCCCCUCCCCUCCCCGAUCACCUCCCCCUGGCCCUCCAUCAGCCCCUCCCGCUGUCCAGCCCUCAUCACGUCCUCCCUCCCCUACCCGAUCACCUCCUCUUCCCGCCUCCCCAUCGGCCCCGCCUGCCUUCCCUUCCCCUGCCCCCACCGUUUCCACUCAGGGAAGAGCCUCUGCCAACCCUGGCCCCCCUGCUCCCUACCCCCCCUCUGCUCCCCAGCCUCCCUUCGCUUCUCCCCAGAAGCCCCUUGCGAAGCCAGCUCCUGCUGCUGCUUUCAGCCCUCCUCCCUCUUCAAGCCCUCCUUCCUCCCCAGCUCCUCCCGCCUCAGCCGUCCCGUUAGCCUCCCCCGUUCCCCUGGCGUCCCCCUCUCCCUCCACCCCCACCGGUGCCAGCCCGCUAACCAGCGGCCCUCCUAGCAGGCAAGCAGCACCCACCACUGCUGCACCCAGUAGUGCUCCGCCAACCGCUGUUCCACCCACCGCUGUUCCCCCCACCACAGCCAGUCCUGUUGCACGGGCUCCUACUGGCCCACCUCCCUCUGCCGCUCCAUCAUUCUCUCCCACUCCUCCCACGCCCAAUCCACCCACUGCUGCUCCUCCCACAUCACCAACACCCAGAGGCCCUGCCAACCCACCUGGGAACCUCAGCAGCAGCCCACGGCAGCCCCCUGCUUCUGUUCCAGCACCCUCUGCCACUCCCCCUUCCUCCUCUGCCACAGCUGCACCUGCCACUUCUCCUACCUCGCCAGCUACAGCCGCUUCUGUCAAUCCACCUUUCACCUUUGCUACUGCCCCUCGCUCUCCCGCCCCUGCUUCUGCAGGGGGAGGUGCAGCAGGGGGAGGUGCAGCAGGGGGAGGUGCAGCAGGGGGAGGUGCAGCAGGGGGAGGUGCAGCAGGGGGAGGUGCAGCAGGGGGAGGUGCAGCAGGGGGUGGUGCAGCAUGGGGAGGGGGAGGUGCAGCAGGGGGGGUUGCAGCAGGGGGAGGUGCAGCAGGGGGGGUGACAGCAGGGGGAGGUGCAGCAGGGGGGGUGGCAGCAGGGGGAGGUGCAGCAGGUGGGGUGGCAGCAGGGGGAGGUGCAGCAGGGGGGGUGGCAGCAGGGGGAGGUGCAGCAGGGGGGGUGGCAGCAGGGGGAGGUGCAGCAGGGGGGGUGGCAGCAGGGGGAGGUGCAGCUGGUGUUGCUGCUGGCAUCGGUGGAGGUGGCGGUGGUGGCAGUGGUGGCACAGAUGGUGGUGGGAGUGGCAGUGGCGCUGCAGCAAGCAGGCGGGAAGUGUUGAGAGAGCAGCGUGCUGCUCGGUGGAGGGAGGAGCAGGCAAGGGGUGGUGGGGCCAGGGGUGCACUGGGAAUGGACGGAGGUGAUGAGGAGGGCGAGGGAGGGGAGAAACAAGGGGGACAGUCAAGCCAUCCAGAGAAGAGGGGCGGUGAGAGAGAGCAAGAGAGGAAGCUGAGUGAGGGUGGGAGUCGUGGGAAUGAGGGGGGGGGGGGUGAUUUGAGAAAGCGGGAGGGAAGUGAGGGUGUAGAGUUGGCUUCUGAUGGGAAACCAGGGGUGGGAGCGGGGAUGGGAGUGGAGGUAGCACCUGUGCCCGUCUUUGCUGCUGAUGUCAUUUCAGCUGGAGCAAUUACACAGCCUGCUGGCACUGGUGAUGGUGGUGAGGGGGGUGGUGGUGGAGGUGGUGGUGGAAUUGGUGGGGAUGGUGGGGUUGGUAUGGGUGGUGGAAAUAAUAAUCCCACCAGCACAAUAGGCAUGAGUGCUUCUGAUUUUGCAUCAGCAGGCGAAGCAAGGAGCAUUGGUGGGCAAGUGUUGGCUCCAGGAGAGGCAGUGAUGCGAGGUGGAGCAGGGGAGAGCAGACCACCGCUACUGGGAGCAGCAGCAGCUGCAAUGAUGAGUGAGGGUGGUAGGCCUUCAGCAGUAGCAGCAGCAAGCUUCUUGAGUUCAGAUUCAGACACAGCUUCAGGGACUGGGGACGCUGGGGAAAGAGAAGCCCCUGGUGCGACCAAUGCUACAAGCGCUGCCGGUGUAACUGAUGUUGGAGGGGGCGAUGGUAGUAUGGGACUUGGAACAAUGGGUGGCACGAAGCAGGGUCGAUAA